This is a messenger RNA of Penicillium subrubescens, 300 nucleotides long. RefSeq lists its product as uncharacterized. The coding region runs from base 1 to 300 and encodes 99 amino acids. The transcript has 2 exons. Lineage: Eukaryota; Fungi; Ascomycota; Eurotiomycetes; Eurotiales; Aspergillaceae. The record is from RefSeq and is a predicted model, not a curated record.
AUGGCCCCAAUCAUCGCAACUACACUGGAUGCCACAACGGCUCUUCUCAAACGUGACGCCGGCUCACCUUCAAACUUUCCUCUCUACGUUUUCGCUAUUAUCGUCGGUUGUGUGGCGAUUGUUCUCAUUGGAUUCGGCAUCUGGACCAUGUAUCACGGCAUAGAAAGCGGAACCUUCUUCGAUAUUGGCUACGACCAGCGGAAAUACAUGCGUGAAGUACGACAAAGAAACACCAACAGCCUUGCUGUCCUUGCAAGAAGGCCUGAUAUGAUUGUUCCGGUCGAGGAAUUGAAUUAUUGA